UUCCUUAUGAGUUUUUGACUCCACCAUAUUUGUUUCCUUCAACUUGACUCGACAGUCCCUUUUGAAAUGCCCAAGCUUUCCACACUGGUAGCACUUGAACUUUUUCUUAUCCAUAGAAGAUCUUUCACUUCCAUCAUUGUGUCUUGAACCUCCAUCUUUGUUUUUCACCUUGAAGCUUUGUUGUCUCCGAGCUACAAAAGCGCUUCCCGAGUCAUCAUUGAUUUUGACUCCUGACAUUUGCAAGGCUAAUGACUCUUGCGAAGCUAGCAAAUUUUCAAACUCUUCCAAGGAAGGCUGUGUAGCCCAUCCUUGAACUGAAGUCACAAAUGGUGUAUACUCAGGCCGUAGACCUCGAAUGAUAGACCGCUUCAACCAUGCUUCAAAAAUUGACUCCUCCGGAUUUAGAGUAUUAAUCUCGGAGCAUAGGUUCUUUACCUUGAUAAAAAACUCUGAGAUUGAAGACUCCCCCUGCUUCGCAUUCGCAAGCUCAUUCUCCAAUAAUUGUAGCUUGGCCUCAUUCUUUUUGUUGAACAGUUGAUCUAAAGCUUGCCAAAUGGAAUUAGUGGAAGUACAUCUUGAGACAUGCUCAAAUAUGCUUGAAGAUAUGGAUUUCUUCAAAGCAAACUCUACCUUGGCACUCUUCCGUGUCCACUCUUUUGUCGCUUCCGGGGUUGCAGCAUUUCCCCUUGGUGGUGUUGUGCUAUUACCACCGACGGCAUCCCAUAAGUCCUCACUCACCAAGUAUGACUCCAUGCAUGACUUCCAUAACCGAUAGUUAGAUUGGUUUAAGAUUUCCAUUCCCAAUCCAACAACACGACCCAUUGAUUCCAUACUUAAAAUAAACCCAAGCUCUCUUUAAACCCCGAUCUUGAUGAGUAUAAGAUUAGAAUAGCUCAGAUACCAUGUAAGGAAACCACCCUUGAUAGUGCUUAGCACUAGCCCAAGACCGUAAUACCCAAGAACCCGAAAGAACUAAGAGAUUUUCUAAGUAAGAAGAAUAAUAUGGAAGAACUCUCAAAGAGAUUUAGAGAACUUUGAGUAGAACACUUUUUUUUUCUUUAAGAAAACUUUCUUGUUCAACUUCUUGUAUUAUUGUUACAAAUGAGAGAGGAGGAAGCUAUUUAUAGGCUCCAAAAGUACAAAAUAUCUUACAAACCUUAUCUUAAUCUCUAGAACUCUCUACCAUAAUAUCUAGAUUUUUUUCUACUAAUACUUAUCCAAAGGAGAUCUCUAGAACACUUGAAGAGGUGAUAAUCUUUUAUGAUUUUUCUAGAGAGAUUCUACAACCUUAACUUAACUUUGGGUUUAGCCAAAUAAGAUUAUUGGAACCCAUAAUUAAGGAUAGCCCAAAAUCAAGUUUAACUUCAAUAACAGAACCCUAUGUCACUAACUUUGUUUAUGCUUCUGAUGUUUGUCUUUCAAUUUGCUACUCUGGACUGGGAUUCCUCACUCCAUCUUACGUACAUGUGGAGUGUAUUGUAUCAUUGUUUUCUCUUUACAUACUUAUCUCUGUGGAAUGUCUUGUGUUGUUGACUUGGAUUAUGUUUUCAUUUUCUUUUUGUAUUUAUCUGCCGAGAUUCAUCCUGAUUUGAUGGUGCCUCCGAGUGCUCCUUACUCGCAGUACACUGUCGAUGACCUUCUCCGUCAGCCAGGCAGAGAAGAUUUAUCAGUCAUAGACUCCGAUCGACCGGACGGAACUUUGUGGUUUGGGGUUGACAUUUGUCUUGCAUCAGACGUAACCGACACGAUCAAAAUUCUUAAUUUUCAGGUUUGGGGUUACUUCUCCAUGCCAUAUCCGAACUGGAGAAAGACGCCGAUCUACGUCAGAAAGACGUGGUUCAAAAUUUACGCUCAAAAAUAUUAUUGGUCCAUGGAGGUCACUGAGAGGGUGAAGAAACAGUUUUACGCGGAGGCAAAAGUUCGCUUGUUGGACAUGGUCUCCAACUGGAAGUGUGACUGGAUCGUGAAGGGAUAUGAGUGUGGUAAACCCGCUGAGCUCACCACGGAUGUGUGGGAUGGCCUCAUCUGUUAUUGGCGGGAUCUUGAGUCCAUCAGAAUCGCCCAGUCUUGCUCUGCCUCCCGUAACACGGUAGAUGAGCAUGGUCAUGGGCCGAUGCUUCACUCUACGGGCCAAAAACCCCACGCCGGUGUCCGUUUGGAAAUAGCCAAAGAGACGGGACAACUCCCGUCUCUUAUGCAACUUUACGAGAGGACCCACAAGAAUAAGGCGGGCCAAUUUCUAGUUGGCAAGUUCGAGCAAAUCUUCAACGACUUGGUUGCUCAGGUUGACGACCGCCAGACCCAGCUGACCCAGCAGUCCACCGACGGAUUACCCGUCACCUUAUCCACAAAUGAAGUGGAUAAGAUUUACGAGGAGGUGGUCCCUAAGAAAAAGGGACGUACGUUGGGGAUUGGUUCCGUCAACGAUGUUCCGAGAGCGAAAUCGUCUUAUGCUCAGACACGGGAAGAUGAAGUCACUGCGCUGCAUAGAGAGUCCGAGCAGCUGCGUAGAGAGUCCGAGCAGCUGUGUAGAGAGUCCGCUCGGAUGCGUAAUGUGAUGGAAUCGAUGCGAUCUGCGUUCACAGCUCGUAUGGGUGGACUCGAGGGCUUCUUGGACGUUGUAGCGGCCACAAAUCCGGAAUGGGAGUCCUUGUUGAGGAACUUACGAUGACAAAAUCCCAUUCUAGGCGAGUCAUCAUCCGACACACAUCCCGAGGAGGAAUGAUGAAUUCUACCGGACUAUGAACGACCCUUAGUUUUUUUUCCGGUUGUUGAAUUAUAAAUUCAAAACUUAUUUUUAUAUAAAAUAUUUUGGUAUUGAUUUUUUUUAAAAAAAAUUAAUUUUAUUAAUAAAUUAAAUAAUUUUAAUUAUUUUUUUAAAUUAUAUU
Messenger RNA from Brassica napus (rape), 2888 nucleotides. RefSeq lists its product as uncharacterized. NCBI's taxonomy places the organism in Eukaryota, Viridiplantae, Streptophyta, Magnoliopsida, Brassicales, Brassicaceae. The coding region runs from base 1517 to 2671 and encodes 384 amino acids. The transcript is spliced from 5 exons. The record is from RefSeq and is a predicted model, not a curated record.